UGCAUAGUGCAUCAGAAGGAAUGGUUACAGGAAGAUCUCAGGGUCUUCUUCAUUUUUUCCUCCUCUUUUUUCGUUCUGUUUGUUGUUGGGGGGAAGCUUGAUGCGUUGCAGCCUUGUUGUUCUCUGUUCUUCCAAUGAUACAAAGGAGAAAAAAAAAAAGCAAAUCCAGGCUGUAAAGUCUGAGUUUGAAACAAGGAAAUGAAAUCCAAGAGGAGAGAUAAGUCUGAUAUCUGAGGAUAAAAGCAAACCAAUACAUGGAAACUUUGGAACUGUUGAUUAGUAAUUUUCAGCUCUAUUCAUGGAAGCAAAGCCAGCUAUUGCUUCAUAGCUUUCAUGAGUCUUCUAGUCUGUAAAAGGUUACAGUUGUGACAACUAUGUUUCUAAUUUACUCAUUUUUAGAACAAAUGGCAUUUUGGUACAUCUCUUGUUUGUAGCAUGCAGGGUGCCGUAGUUCAUCAAAAGGAGAAAAGGAGCAUAAAAGGAGGAUGGGAAAGCAGAGAAAUGAAGUCCAUCAGGAGUUACACCCAAGGGAAAGAGCAGAAGUAGAAAUAAUUGAUAAUGUUUGGAAUUGGAAAAGGAUAAAAAGCAGCAGCAACAAAUGCUACUGUAGGCGUUGGAAUGAAAAUAAUGUUUUUGAGAUUGUCUUGUGUUUUUAUAUGUCUGUUUAAUGGAGAAAGGAAUUGAAAGUCAAAUUCAAGAUGGAGAAGAAGCAUUAGAAUCUAGGGGGAGUAAGAAUGAAAAGAGCUGAGUCGCAGUAAAGGUAAACAGCUGAGCAGUGGAUGCAUUUAACUAACAUUCUAAGUAUUUAUAUUUUUGCAGAUCCGAUUAUUGAGAAGCAAACGUAUUUCACACUGCAUUAUCUGUACAGUAUCUUAAGGUCUUUAGUGACCAGUUGAAUAAAAGAGUAUCCUAAGUUUACAAGUCCUUUAAACUCUGAGCCCCUGUCACAUAUAUUAUGAUAUCCUGAACUUCUUCUGUCCCUCAGAGAGAUCCCAUUAUGAUGACCCAGGGGGCAUCCAAUGGCACUGCUCAAUGCCUUUGGUGCUGCCAGGUGCCUCAGUGAACAGCAGAGUUCUGCCUGUUUUCAUCAGGGGGCCUAACCUGAGCCCUCCUCUGCAUGACUUACAGCUCCCGGGGAAGUUGGAUGGAUAUGGAUCUCUUUCAGACUCUUGUACUGCUAUUUCAAAUUGUCUAAUGAGCUCAGAACUUAGGUACAGGCUCAUACGUAAGUUAAAGUACAAAGAUGGUUUCAUUCUGGAUUGAAGAUACGAACUGUCACUUGGGUGUUUUAUGAAGUCUUUGAUGCUUAUCUGGUAGUGCCCAUCUUUGAACUGUGGAAGGGAACAGGUGGAUGAAAACAGUUAAGUACCAAGUGCUCAUGCACUGCACUCUGCAGGAGUAAGGAAGACCCGUAAGCAUAUGCUUCUCUUCUGCAAACCACUGUUUGGUGUAAAAUGCAGAGGGGCAGUAGCUGUGGUGGUCAUGUUAGGUAAGGGCAGCAAGAUGCCGCUUGGUUAAUGGGCAGGAAGUCCAUGAAAUUUAAUGAUAGCCAUCAUAACUGAGGGCAGAACAGCCUGCUCUAUAGCCAUCUUGGAUAAGGUAAAUGGAAGGGAGGUGACUUGUAUUUGUCCCCAAAAGAACUGGUGUUUGUUUCAGAAACGUGAGUUAGAACUUCUGCACAUACCUGCCAAACAUCUGGAUUUUGGAUUGAGUGUAUGAGCUUGAAGGAAAAAUCCUUUAGUUCUGAUGACUUACUGAAAAAUAAGAUCUUCUGUUGAAGGGUGCUUGCUCAGAAUUCUGAAUUAACUGUGACUGCCUAAAGGAGGGAAACAGUGAGCAUCAUUAUGGACAACUCCGUUCAUAUUUCUGAAUAUCAUGUAAUGGUGAUCUAGAGGGCUACCAAAACAUUGUUAGGUUAAGGUUCUUAUUGAGGUGUUGUUGUGAAAUAAUUGCUUGGUGGGAGGUCUUGGCUCAAGAUAAGCUGUUAGGUUUGGAAGGAAUGAGGUGUGCUGUGUGAAAGACGUUCCGUUUGCAAUGUAAAAAGUAAGAUGCAAAUUGAAAAUGAAAACACAAUUUAAAAAAAGUUGAAGGUGUGCAGUUUUCUAUUGAAUUUCUCAUCCCUGGAACAUCAGCAGUUUGCUAAAUUGGUUUUUCAUUAAUUUCCAGAAGCACAACAAACUGUGUGGGUAAUUGCACUAUCUGCAGCCGUACCAAACUUUAAAACAUGACUGUCUAUAAAGGCAUUUACUGUCAUGUAGGGCAAAAUGGGAACAUAAAGCAAAGUUUGGACUUGUAUCCACAUCCCAAUGUGACGUAUUUUGCCAAGGAAGCUUUCCUCAGAAGCAGCAGAAUUAAGCUGAACUGUAAAAAAGUGACAAAUCGUUUCAGAGCAGUAGAUUCUUGUGAAUGUGUCGGUUUGGAUGGUAACGGAUUAUGGUGUUAAAGUUCAUAGCAAUCACUUCUUGUCCGCUAGAGGGCUGGGGGAAGACUAGCUGGCUCACACUCAGUUUGCUGAUCUGUAGUUGCUUUUUAGGUGCAGUGACUGAAAAUACAUUAUUCUUGAGUGGGACAAGUGGUCUCACAAAAUGAGUUGAACAAGGAAUGGUGAUACUGCUGUGACAACGUGGUGAUUCUCUGGGCAGUUUGUUAAAAUAUACUGCUUGUGGUUCUCAAUAAAGUGUACAGUAUUCUGAGCGUGCAUGAUAGCGUGCAUCUUUGGACAGCCACGGCACUGAAUGGCGUCGUUUCAGGCACAUCAGUACAGCAAUAAUGCUAUUGGAAUUUUCAGCUAUGUGUUGUUUGUAGGAGCUGCUGAAUGCGUAUGUGUGCAUUCUACACGUUUCCUCUAGCAGUGUAUUUCUGUCAUUGCAUGAGAAGUAAAUGGAGCAAGAAUGACCCCUCUCAAUGAUCUGUACUGGAAAAUAACAACAGGUAUUAGCUAAUAGCUUACUUGCUAUUUCAUGAUUGUGUUAAAAAAGAGCCAAAUUAUCCUAAAUAAAGACCUUUGAAAAAACAAAGCCUGGGAUAUAUCUAAGAGCUAACUUACCUUUCAGCUUUGCCUGCGAACUUUGCUGCUCAGUGUUUGAAGUGCUGUGUGUGAGCAGCUUUUGUCAAAGAUUCGGGGUGGUCACACUGCUGUGUGAGUGAAAAGAAUCUGACUGCUGAUCUUUGCUUCCAGCUGCAGUGGUCACAGAAUAGUUGUAUAAGUUUACAAGGCUCCUCCUUCAGUCUCUGCAACUGCUGUUCAAAAGCAUAUCUUAUAGUUUAUAAUAUCAAUAAUGCUAUCAAUAAAGCUAUUGGUAACAUAGGUUGCUUGAAAAAUAAGAAAAAAAUGUUAAAAACAAACUGCUAUUUCUUUGUAUGUAAGUGCAUUUUAUUAGACCUUGUUUUCCAGUACAAAUUAAGUAUGGCUUUAAAUUACAAUCUGAAGGCAGGGGGGGCGGUGAGGUGAUGAGGAGAUGUUUAUCCAGUUCUUUGGGGCUGUUCAGUGGAAAGGCACAGUUUGCUCAGUCACUGCCUGCUGAAGCUAUGGGAAUUGGGCAGCCAGCACAACCUGUGCUGCUAUGUGGUGGAAAGCAUCCUGCUGGGAGGUGGGAUAGAGCAGUAGAGACAGCAGUCGUAGUUGAAAAAGGGUGGGAGAAAGCAAGAUAAACUCAAAUGCUGAAUGGCUUGGACUUGUCCUGCUUAGGUCUAUACUUGUUUUUAUUCAAGGAACUGUUGUGACAGAGUAUGCUUUUUCUAGAAGAUAAUCUCAUCCAAACCCUGCAGAAUGAAAAGAUGACUGCAUAACUAAGACAGGCUUCAGAGAGCUUUGUAAGCAAACCAAUAGCAGAGCUGUACAGGUGUAAGUGCAACUUGUAGCAAAGCAUUCUCUGUUGAUUGAUUUCCAGCUUUGAAGUUUGUCCUGUGCUAAUCUGACCCAGUAAAAGUUUCCUGAUAGAGACAAGAGUCCCAGUUCUGAACAUGACAAUACUUAAAAUGCUUGCAGGAAUAUUUUAAUUCUUGGACAACGGACAUUCAUUCUCAACCAACAAAGAUAACCACAUUUUACCAAGGCAAAAAGGUAUCUGAAUUGUCUGGGCAAAACUCAGUGUGAACUGAUGGAGUAUGUAGGGAUCAGGGGAUCUCGGGGAGGUGAGAAUGCUUCUUCCUCAAAGAUCAUCACUGUUCUCCAAACCUUUUCCUGCCAAAAGAUUACUCCUGGUAAGCAUCCAGUGCAGGUAAGUUACUGACUGACGUUGAACAAAAUGAGCAGGGAACAUCAGUCAGAGAAAUACUUCAUUCUCUUCAGUUUGUGUGUCUACAAUUACAAUCUAAGGGAAUACUUUUUUUUUUUUUCCCCACAUGUGGAAAGAUAAAAAUAGAGGAGACUAAAUAAUAACAGAUAUAUAAUAAUAACUGCUGUUAUUUUGUUGCAGCAAUGAUAGCAAGAAUAUAAGCCAGGGAAGGUGUGUAAGAAGCCAUGACAUGUCACUUAGUUUAAGAUACUAAGAGCUCUUAGCCAGGCCCUGUUUCAGCUCCUACAUGGGACCAGUACUGCGGUAGAAUCACUGCCAGAACUUUGACUUGAUGAACCCAAGCCUCAGUCUUGUGUUAUUCUGUAAAAGGCUGCUAUGCAGAACCUGGGAGUGAGCAAACCUGUAGCAGUUACUGAGUUUGAAAUGGCAGGAAGGAACAAGAGCUGAAGCAGCUGCAGAGCCUUCCUGCACAGCCACUAACGCUGCCGUAUCUUACUGUGGAUCUGCAGUUCGCUUUGCCACUAAUGGCUUAUGGUAACUGCAGGCUGCUGUGUCUUAAGCCAUUACAAUGAUAACGUGAUUUUGCCUGAGUUACACGUUUGUUCCUCUUUGUCUAGGAAAUUGCGAUAAAGAUGAAAGCAUCCUUUAGUUUCUUACGGUUUUAUUCUGAUAGUUAACCAAAUGUUGCUAAUGAGUCUUUAAGGAAGAAGCGCGUUCCAAUACUCCUGCGUCUCCCAUUAAGGACGUACAGCCGCGUUAGCUCGGCGGUAAUAUCUACGGCUCCUGCGUGGGAGAAAGGGUAGCCGGGCCGCUUCUGCUGCAGGGAAGCUUUGCACGUAGCAGCCAGUCUGAAGUCCGGUGGGAAGCUAAGGCUUACAGGCCAGGAGAGGCUCGCUGUUUGUUGCCCGCUCCAUGCGGUGCUCGGCGCUGCGCACGACGUGCUGCCGUCCCGGCGCUGCCUGCCGCUCGCUCGGUGCCUCCCCGCUCCCAGCGCCGGCCCCGGAGCUCCGCACACCCCCGGCGGUGGUUCGGCUCUCGGCGCCGCUCGCCCCCUCCCCUCCGGCGCCCCGUGGUCUCUCCCGGCGGAGGCGGUGCGCGGUCACGUGGCUCCCGGCGGCGGGGCCGGGCGAGGCGGCGGUGCCGCGGGGCGGGGGCAGCGCCAUGGCGCUACGGGAGCGGGGCGCGGGUGGCGCCGCGGAGGCCGGGGAGGAUGCGGCGGAGGGGCCGGACCGGGGCCUGCCGCUGCUGCCCUGGGACCGCUUCUCGGCCUGGCUGCACUGCGUGUGCGUGGUGGGCUUCGACCUGGAGCUGGGCCAGGCGGUGGAGGUAAUAUAUCCUCCACAUUCAAAGCUCACCGACAAAGAGAAAACCAAUAUUUGCUACUUAUCUUUUCCAGAUUCCAACUCAGGUUGUCUUGGCGACACGCAGUUUUGCUUUAGAUUUCGACGGUCUUCUGGAAGGAAAGCUUCUGUGUGUUGUUUCCUGGACCACUUGGAUAGAGAUCUACCAGUGUACUUAAAGAAAGAUCCAGCGUAUUACUAUGGCUAUGUGUAUUUCAGACAAGUUCGAGAUAAAUCAUUAAAAAGGGGCUAUUUUCAGAAGUCACUGGUCCUCAUCAGCAAGCUGCCAUACGUCCAUCUCUUUCGCACCGUGCUUAAGCAAAUAGCACCGGAAUAUUUUGAAAAAAGUGAGGCUUUCCUGGAAGCAGUCUGCAGCGAUGUUGAUCGUUGGCCACCACCAAUUCCAGGGGAAGUACUACACUUGCCUAUUAUGGGUGUCGUAAUGAAGCUGCGAGUUCCAACAUAUCGUGACAAGCCUGGAACGACCCCGAUAGUACAGAAUAUGCACCAGGCAGAUGCUCAGAUCUCUAUGACCUUACCAACUGUUCAUGAAGUAGAUCUUUUCAGGUGUUUCUGUCCAGUGUUCUUUCACAUUCAGAUGCUGUGGGAACUGGUGCUGCUGGGGGAGCCGCUUGUUGUCAUGGCACCAUCGCCAGCAGAAUCUUCAGAAACCGUGUUGGCACUCGUGAGUUGUAUUUCGCCAUUAAAGUACUGCAGUGAUUUCAGGCCGUACUUUACCAUACACGACAGUGAAUUCAAAGAAUACACAACCCGCACACAAGCUCCACCAUCUGUUAUUCUAGGGGUGACAAAUCCUUUUUUUGCAAAAACUCUCCAGCACUGGCCCCACAUCAUCAGGAUUGGAGAUAUUAAGCUUCCAGGUGAUGUUCCAAAGCAGGUGAAAGUGAAAAAACUGAAGAACUUAAAAACUUUGGACUCCAAACCUGGUGUUUAUACCUCUUAUAAGCCAUACUUGAACAAAGACGAAGAAAUUGUUAAACAGUUACAAAAGGGUGUACAGCAGAAACGUCCUACAGAAGCACAAAGCGCGAUUCUUCGGCGGUAUUUUUUGGAAUUGACAGAAAGUUUCAUUAUUCCUUUAGAACGUUACGUGGCAAGCCUAAUGCCUUUGCAAAAAUGUAUAUCACCAUGGAAGAGUCCACCACAGCUGAGGCAUUUUAGCCAGGAUGAUUUCAUGAAGACGCUGGAAAAAGCAGGACCACAGCUCACCUCUGGUUUAAAAGGAGACUGGAUAGGACUUUACAGGCAUUUUUUGAAAUCACCGAACUUCGAUGGCUGGUUCAGAAGCCGGCAAAAAGAAAUGACGCAGAAGCUGGAGGCACUUCAUUUGGAAGCACUCUGCAAUGAGAACUUGGUUUUCUGGAGUCAGAAGCAUUCUGAAGUAGAAACAGUUGAUCUGGUCUUGAAGUUAAAGAAUAAACUGUUGCAGGCUGACAGAGAACAUCUUCCUGUGAAAACUGAUACACUGAAGAAGCUGCAGGCACACAUCCGUGAUAUUAUACUCGCACUUCCAGAUGACUUGCAGGACAUCUUGCUCAAAACUGGCACAACGUGAUUCCUGCUGCUGUGUGUCUGUGUGUGUGUGCAGGAAACAGGUGAAUGUAGUAUCACAGAAGACAGUGGCUUACAAAGUUCAGGACGAAGAUCUAACCAGUACAGUAACACUACAAAUGGACUUUAUGACUGCUAUGGUCCACUGUAACAUUCUCACUGUUUUUCCCACUUAAGUACCAGUGCAACUAAAGGAAUUCCUGUGUCUAAUAAUGUUUGAAAUAAGUGCUCUUAAAGACAAAUCCGUGGCAUCUGAAGCUAUUCCACGGUGUAGGACCACAGUGCAGUGCUGGCACUGCAGAAUGUUUUCUAAUUGGUGCUGCUAUACCCAGUGCUGUUAACUCAGGGGUAAGCAAUAUUGAUCCUGUACUGUCCUGUUGAUGUAGUAUCUGAUUGCUUUCCUUUUAAAAAAAACAAAAAACAAACUGGCAUAAUAUGUGACUUGGUCAGUACACCAAGUUAUACUGGGGUAUUUUACUGGUAAACCAUCAACAGCUUAUGAAACUGUUUCAGAGACAGCUGAAAUAAUCAGAAUGGUUCUUAACUGUAUCUUCCUUUCACCUUCUGAUCCUCUUUCCAAAGACCAAAUUAAUUUAGCAUCUUUAAAGAAGAGAAGGCAGCUGACAAACAUUGCCCGAAGAGAAAUUGCUUCCAUUUGAUGUUGGUUAAUUAGGGUGCUUUUGCUCAAAUGCCUUAAACAAAUAUCAAAUAGCUGUAUACCAGUUUGUGGUUUUAAACUGCUGAUGUUCAGGAUUUAAAGUGGCUCACUAGUGUAAAUGUAUUCAUCACAGUGAACAGAUUGUCGUUCUAAUACAGAAUUUAACACCAGUGAUUUCAGUAGUUAGCCAGUACACAGACUGUUUCAGCUGGAGACCAUGGUCAGCCUCUGUCAGAAAUUUUUAUAAAUAUAUAUUUUUUAUUUUCUAGGUUUUAAUUUUUACUUACAGCAAUAGGGUCAGUGAGGAGCUAAUGGGGUGGGGAGAAGAGGAUGCUGACUUUAGCUGACAAAAGCCUAUGGAGAGGUCAAACUGUGGCAAGGGAAGAUUGUAGAGGGACAUUAUUUAUGGUAUAUGCACAUAGCAGAUGUGCAUGAAAAAGUAGUGUUCUGUACUAAGCAACAAUUGUGAUGUUUAUCUUCUUGAGCAAGAUUCAGUGGCAUAUUCGGACUCAGCUGCUCUACAUGCAGGGUUAUACCUUGACCAGUUUCAUGUAGAAUAAACUUGAUGCUAUCGUGGACGCACAGCAUACACUUACACGACGAGUGGAUCAGUUAUCAAAAAAAUCUACUUUUAAGUGCUUGGAUGGAGUUUUUAAAAACACAUGACCUUGUAAUCCCGCUAUAGGAAAAUGCUUUUGUAUAAUAAGUAUUUCAUACCAUCUUUCUAAAAAUGUCUUAUUUCGAUACAAAGUGUCGUGACUAUUUUUAUGAAAAUGUGUAUUUUAAUACUGUUAUGGUUUGUAUACAGUUAUUCAUGACAAAAAGUUGUAUGUAGGUAUCAUGUUACUUAAACUGCACCACUUCAGCAUUAACUUCUAACUUGGAAUUUUGUUUGCACAUCCUGAUGAAUAUAAUUUCUAAUUCAGAAAUUACUAAGUGGCCAUUCUUAACAUAAAGCUAACCUGGAGCACUGUGUAGUUCCUUGGAACAAUGUAACCUGGUAACAACCACGAUCAAUAUUAUCACAUGACUGCAAUACUUAUUUUUGUAAAAGAAAAUAAAGAGUUUCAGUUUUUGGAAGUUA
Molecule: messenger RNA, 8892 nt
Organism: Lagopus muta (rock ptarmigan)
Lineage: Eukaryota; Metazoa; Chordata; Aves; Galliformes; Phasianidae
Gene: DENND6A
Product: DENN domain containing 6A
Exons: 20
Coding region: 5151-7154 (667 amino acids)
Cellular component (GO): recycling endosome
Molecular function (GO): guanyl-nucleotide exchange factor activity
Source: RefSeq, a predicted model, not a curated record